AUGCCGCGAAAAUCCUUUAAAAUUAAGCCUGGUGUUAGAAAAUAUGGAACUAAAAGCAAUUACACUCCAGAAAUUUUGGAAGAGGCACUUAAUAAAAUUCAGUCAGGUGCCAUGUCUAGGAUGGAUGCUUCCAAACAUUAUAAUAUACCACCUGUAACAUUAUAUUACAAAUUAAAUAAGAAACAUAUCAAAAAUAUCGGAAGACCUAUUACAUUUACCGCAGAAGUGGAGGAGAGUUUUCAGAAUCAUUUGUUACUGUUGAGUGAUGUGGGCUUAUCAUUGAGUAUGUUAGACUUCAGGAUUAUCGUCAGAGAUCACCUAAAUAAAAACAACAGGAUUGUGCCGCAAUUCAGAGACAAUAUGCCUGGUUAUGAAUGGGGAACAUUAUUUUUAGAAAGACACCCUUUACUGAAGGAGAAACUAUCUCAUAAUAUCCCGAGAAAAAGAGCUCAAGUUAAUCGUGAGCAAGUUUUACAAUUUUUUAAUCAUUUUUCCAAGGAGAGUGAAGGCGUCGCUCCACAAAAUUUGUAUAACAUGGACGAGUCAGGGUUUCAUGAUGAUCCCGGGAAAAAGAAAUUGCUAUUUCGUAGAGAUUGCAAGCACCCUGAUGUAAUAAAAAACAGCUCUAAAUCGUGUUUUACCAUAGUCUUCUGUGGGAAUGCAGCAGGCCCAUGGGAUCAAAAAACAAGAAAAAAGAAAAAGCAAAGGGAUCCUGCUCCUUCUGGAGAAGUCUUGUCAACAGAAAAUGACAGUGAAAACAAUGAGGUCGUUGAUACUGUUAAGCAUGGUGAAGAAGGUGAUGGAAAUGAACUUAAGUCGCAAAACAUUGGAGGACACGCAAAGUUCGUCGUUGAGGCUAUGAUACACAGACCACCUUCUCCAGAAAUAGCUGAAGAUUUAUAUAUGCUUGACAUAGGUGAUAAUCUAUCUGUGCUUCAAGACCAAGAGGUUGAGCCACCGGUCAUAACAAUCCGAGGAGAUUUUACAAUUGGAGAGUCAGAAGAGCAAAUAUUAUGGGAAGAUAAGGAUUUGCCAAUUGUAGAAGAAUAUGUUGUGGAACCUAGCGGUGACUUAACAGCCUCUACGUCACAUAAGAGUGGAGUAACCCGCAAGGAAGAUAACACCGAAAAAAAUGAUUUUGUUAGAGAUUUGGUGAAAGAUGCUUAUUGUAUAUUUAGUAAUGAGGGGAGCAGGUUCCUAGGACAAAUACGAAAAGUAAAUUUGUCAACCGCGACUGUUAUGGUUUCAGCUUUCCAAAAAUCCUUUUUAGGAGGUUGGAAGUGGCCUUCAAAAGCCGAGAUAUUAAAAGUAAAGGUAUCGGAUAUAGUAAGUAUCGUAAAAGAACAUCAAAUCUCCAAGAAAGGUGGUAUAACAUACAUAGAAGAUGAAAUUUUAUUCAUGGAGUGGGGAGAGUAA
Molecule: messenger RNA, 1416 nt
Organism: Parnassius apollo (apollo)
Lineage: Eukaryota; Metazoa; Arthropoda; Insecta; Lepidoptera; Papilionidae
Source: the annotation of a GenBank genome assembly